Molecule: messenger RNA, 3869 nt
Organism: Harpegnathos saltator (Jerdon's jumping ant)
Lineage: Eukaryota; Metazoa; Arthropoda; Insecta; Hymenoptera; Formicidae
Gene: MYPT-75D
Product: Myosin phosphatase targeting subunit 75D
Exons: 10
Coding region: 498-2084 (528 amino acids)
Cellular component (GO): cytoplasm
Molecular function (GO): myosin phosphatase regulator activity; enzyme inhibitor activity; protein binding
Source: RefSeq, a predicted model, not a curated record
CGCUCGCGAAUACGUUGUUGUCGUCGUCGUCGUCGUCGUCACUCGUUACAUUCCGCUUUCGCACAUAAGCGAGCGCGGAGAGAAAAGGGGGAGAAGGAAAGCGGACUGUCGCCACCGCCACCGCCACCGCCGCCGCCGCCGCCGCAUGUCUAGCCGCGCGCUCGCAUACCCGUGUGUAUGCACGUUCCCGCGCGGACACCCGUCUCUCACGGCCUAUUCGCGAGAUCCUGCGCGAUACACGUCCCUGCGCGCCGAGUCCUGUGGCCUUGAACGCGAUGGCUUCUCGGUGCCUCGCCAGGCGAUAUAAUUGGCAGGAAGUAAAAUACAUCCGCUCGACAGCGAUACGUUACACUGUGGGAUACUGUGCCGUGCCACCGAAUUGAUCGCGCACGGUUUGAUCGUCUCUUCUGUGCAAUGAGGAUCGCACGAGGAGCUGCGCGACGAACGAAUUCCCGUGAGAACGUAAAUAUACCUGCAAAAAUUACAAGCACUUAACGAUGGAACACUCGGAGUUAGUAGCAGAAAUGGUACAUGUCGAAAGACUGACGACACAAGAACGGUUGCAUUUAGCACGACAUCGUAGACUUCAACAAUUAAAAGUAUGGAGACAACGUGAAAAGGAAUGGUUACGUCAUCAGACCAGGCAUACGAGUAAUAAACGCCACAUAUACUUUAGCGAUAGCGUUAUGUUGUUGGAAGCAGCUGCGAGAAACGAUAUUGAUGAAGUAAGACGGCUCUUGAAGAAAGGUGUAAAUCCUGACUCGACGAACGAAGAUGGCUUGACAGCGUUGCAUCAAUGUUGCAUAGAUGACAACGAAGAAAUGAUGAAAUUACUCAUUGAAUUCGGUGCUAAUGUGAAUGCGGAGGACAGUGAGAAGUGGACACCGUUGCAUGCCGCUGCUACGUGUGGUCAUUUGCACUUAGUGAAAUACCUUAUCGCCAGGGGUGCGAAUUUAUUGGCUGUUAACGCUGACGGCAAUAUGCCGUAUGACAUUUGCGAAGAUGAGAAGACGCUAGAUUGUAUUGAAGGGGAAAUGGCGAGGCGAGGAGUUACUCAAGAAUUAAUAGACGAAACAAGAGCAUCGACCGAGGUUCAAAUGCUACGGGAUUUACAAAAGAUCGCUUCCUUAGGGGGGGAUCUUGAAUACAAGGACCAUCAAGGUGCCACACCUCUUCAUAUUGCAUCAGCAAAUGGCUAUCUGAGAGUCGUGGAAUUUCUUCUUGACCAACACGUAUCAACGGAUGUGGAAGACAAUGAUAAGUGGCAACCGGUUCACGCAGCUGCAUGUUGGGGACACCUGGAAGUACUUGAGUUAUUAGUACAAAACGGAGCUGACCUAAAUGCGAAGAAUAAACACGACGAAACCCCUGCAGACAUAUGCGAGGAUCCGGAAAUCAGGGAGAGGAUAGUGGAAUUGAAAACGGAACAAGAGAGUAAACGACUUCGUGAGGCACAAGGACGGCGAGUACGUAGGUCACAGAGCAUAAAUACACGGACACAAAGCGUACGUCGGACAUCUAUCCGGGACAAGGUUCUCACUACGAAGAAAGACGCUCAGGAGGAAGCUCGGUUAAGGUUACAAGCGCAACAGACGUACGUUAGUGCUCCCACGCCUAGUAUCCCACCAUUGGAGAAUAAUACGCAAGAAGUAGGGGACCACGAGACUGAUUCUAGCGCACUGACGCCAGCGGUGCGAAAAGGCCCCGAAGGAAAAGACAACGAGUCUUUCCUUCACGAAGAUGUUGAUAAAGAUUCAGCAGUGACAGGGCCUGACUCAGCUACGCUCGGCGGCCAGCAGCCGGCGCCGAUUUACGCGGCCGAUACCGGCGAUAACAACGGCAAGAUCAACAUUCACGUGUCCGUUGUUUUCGUCAAAUCCUUGUCAGAUCUGAAGAAGCAGCGGGCGCAGAAUCGGCACAUAUCCGGCGGCUCCCUAGACGCCAAUGGGAAUGGUAUACCGAUGCCGGUCUCGUCCAUCUCCAAUUCCGACCUCAGCACCGAUGACUUUCAACGUUUCACCGGCAACACUAGCGAAAUCGUGGGCGAUAAUCACUCGGAGAAGAGCUGCUGUACCGUCAUGUAAUAUAUAUGGGCUUUCACGACGACGACGACGACGACGACGACGACGACGACGACGACGACGACGACGACGACGAAGACGGCGACCACAGGAACGACAACAACCUCGUAUCUUCCCCGUCUUUUCGUCGUUAGAAAUUAUACUUUGCGAAUCAUUGCGGAAACAAACGAAAGCGUGUUCCUGCGAUUAGCUAUCGGUGUUGCUCGGGGAAACCGUCAAUACGCUCGUGUUGUUAAAUCUCACGCAAUUUCGCAAUCUUUUCCGAGGACGUCGCAAUCUUCUCUUCUGCGUAUCCUUGGCGAUGUAUGUACAUUGACAGAUAAAAUCCGCGGCGGCGCGUAUUGACAAGUUAUUCUCGCGGAGUAGGAAAGAGGAAAAUUAGCUUUAAAAUCAAAACAACUAUCGUUUUGAUAUCGCGGUAUCGAACGGCGGUGUACUUAAAAUCGUAACGAACAGAUCCGUGCGCGCGCGCGCGCGACUGCGACGCUCGGAUAAGUUUGAAUCUUACCGUUCCAAUCAUUGAGAACACCUUAGGUAACGUUACGACGUGAACUUAGUAGAGAACGUGUACUUACAUUCGCAGAGGGGUAUAUUUGCAUUAUCGAGUUAUUUACAAAUUUCCCGGCGCCUAAGAAUUAAGUAUUGUAAAGAGUUUUACCUUAUUUAUUGUUACGUAAGAGAAAUGUAUAGAGCGACUACAUUUAGCGAGUAAGGAAUGUAUUGCAUUUUUUCGUAGGUACUACCUAGAUUCGGAUUUUAUAUAGUACGUAUCUCCGCAAAAAGAAAGAAGAAAAGAAAAGAGAAAACAAAAGCAUAUAAGACUUAUCAAACAUCUUCCAAUGUUUUUUAUAAGACUCUAGCUGUAAGAAUUAAGUGAAAACUGUUUUUUAUAUCGAUUUAAAGAUUAUUUGUAAAUUUUUGAUAUGUAGUAUUUAUCUAUAUUAUGACUAUCGUAGACGCAACACACACACUGAAUUCCUUGUUUCUGCGUACAAGCGAGCCACGCACACGUACAUCACUGAUUUACAAUUUUUCGCACUUGUGUUGGUACGCGCCUUUGUCGAGAUGCAAGACGUUUAAGUUUCGUUCAGUCUCACUCUUCCAGUGUUCGACGCUCGAGAGAAAUACAUAUAUGACGUAUAUGUAGGCUUUACGCGGAGUAAAGCUCGCAUAUUCCCGCGCGACGAUCGAACAAUCAAAAGUAAAACGUAACCGGUAACGAGCAUUCUAUUUCUCGAUCUCGAAUUGCGCGUACGGGAAAAUGUGUGUCAAGUAAAAUAACAAUAUCUGUCCUGCCGAACACACCCGCGCUUCGCGCUGGCCAAUCAGUCGGUCCAUCAGUCACAACCGAAUUGUAUAGAUACACGAGGGAGGCAAGCUUUCCGCGGGGGGAUACAUAGUACAAACGAAUGCACGUACUCACCUUUCCACGGCGCAUGAUAUAAAGCACGCGUUGCCAAAAAAAUCGCGUGCGACUCUUUCUCACGGCUUCCUUCCUUACGACCGUGUUCGCGUGAUUCGCAAAUUAUUCGAGAUCUUCCAAUCGCGCUGAUCGCACAUCUUCAAUAUAUAAUAAUGCCAUACCGAGAUUCCGAUUGAGCGUGAUGUGACGUGAUUGCAUAGGGCGUAUGAUUGUUCAUACUUGAUUUCGAUGUGAAUGUUACGGUGAAAGUUGAUUUGUUUUAAAUGGUUGUAUUGAAAAUGAAUUUACGUGACAUCCACCACAUGUUUCUUGUAUUGUAAUAUAAUAACGUUAUAUAAAAUAAAGUCACUCUCUGUAUAUGUUAA